CGUGACGAGACGAAUCUGAGCGUAAGUCCGAAGAACCUGGCGGGUAACUCGAUUAGGCUCACGGCUUGAUUACAUAAUGACACUCGGCAAUCGUCGGCUGUAUAUCUGUGACUGUACUGCCUUAUGAUAUGUCUCGUAUCUUGCUUUUCCGAUCGUAUGUUCCGACGCUCAGUUCGCUGCAUUCUCGGACCUGGGAACUCGGAUAAAUUUCCAUAUUCUUGAGAUCUGCGUGGCUCACUUUCCUGGGCUUAAACACCUACUGUCGUCAAACCAGUGCAGCCUGUAUCCAUCUCAUCAUCCUUCAUAGAUCCGUCAUACAUCUCUUGGAUGCUGAACCUGUCUCCCUAUCACCGACAGAUCCAAUGGGUCGACUGAACCUUGAUGCGUUCGGCUCGGUUGCAUUCGUGUGGAAGACGCUGGGUCUACCACAGGAAGCUCUCAACUCAUUACAUUUACCUUUAGAUGCCAAAUGCCUACCGUCCUCUUUCAAAGUCGACAUUCUCGCACAAUCCACCAUUGCAACGUCUGCAUUGGCGGCAGCUCUACUUUGGUCCGUUCGGAACGCAUCCCCAAUACCUCGGGUCACGGUUCCAGCCGAGCACGCGUGUGUCGAGUUCAAAUCUGAGCGACUGUACACUGUCGACGGGAAGUCCGCGUCCCCACCCUGGGGUGCUAUUGGUGGAUUUCACAAAGCAUCUGAUGGAUAUGUGAGGAUACACGAUUCUUUCCCGAAUCAUCAUCAGAACGCACUACAUGUGCUAGGACUUCCACCAAAUGCGACGAAAGAAGAUGUCACUCGAGAAGUUUCGAAAUGGAAAGCUGUGGAAUUGGAGACCGAAGCAUGGCGACGUGGAGCAGUAAUCGCUGCGCUACGAUCUAUCGAUCAAUGGGAGGCUUUACCCCAAGCCAGCGCUAUCGCGGAUGCCCCUGUUCUCUUCGAGAGGAUUGCACACUCUGAGCCGCAUAUGCCACCGCAGCCAACAACGGAAAUAACGAACAAGUGCCUACACGGUGUUCGCGUUAUCGAGAUGAGCAGAGUUAUAGCCGCACCAGUGGCUGGGAAAACACUAGCUGCGCAUGGGGCCGACGUUAUAUGGAUCACAUCGCCAUCUUUGCCUGAUCUUCCUGAUCUAGAUAUCGACCUGUCGCGCGGCAAGCGCACAGUACAGCUCGAUAUCAAGAAGGCUGAAGACAAGGCUAAGCUGCUAGAUCUACUCUCCACAGCCGACGUUUUCCUCCAGAGCUAUCGUCCUGGAAGCCUAGCGGCAAAAGGUCUCAGUGCGGCAGAGUUGAUGGAAGCGAACCCAAGACUGAUUGUGGCAAGUCUCAGCGCUUACGGUCCUGAAGGUCCUUGGUCUGAAAACCGUGGGUUUGAUUCACUUGUGCAAACUUGUUCCGGUAUUAAUGUGGCAGAGGCCGAGCACUAUGGCGCUAACGAGCCGAUGCGCGUCCUGCCCUGUCAAGCAUUCGAUCAUGGAGCUGGUUAUCUUUUGGCGACCGGAAUCAUAGCUGCAUUAUACAAACGAGCCACUGAUGGGGGCGCCUACGAGGUUAGCGUAUCCUUAGCUGCUGUCAUGAAAUAUAUGCGGUCCUUAGGCCGAUACGAUGGCAAAAGUGGAUUCGACCGGAAAGAUUUUCAGAAGCCGGAGGAUGUCAAGCAGUAUCUAGAAUCGCGACACACACACCUUGGGGUCCUCGAGGCAGUAAGACACUCCGCCUGCAUUGAGGGCCUGUCCGUCGGUUGGGACAUCAUGCCGAAACCAUUGGGUAGUGAUACGGCGGGUUGGCUUUGAGGGUCCGACAACAUAGUGCUUGAUAUGAUAGCACUGCAUUCAUGACGAGUAUACUUGAAUAUCAAUAUCUGUCUCAUCAAUUUGAUAUUGAAUGAACGAGGUACGUUGCCCUAGAAAUCUUAGCCAUCUACGAUCAGCUCCGAGAAGCCAAGCGACAUGGUACCGUCAUCUUGGAGAUCCGCGGUCGAGCGACCGUGAUCGUGUUGUCCUGAUUGUGACAAGCGUAGGUGUUGUGCAUUAUGUUGU
Alternaria alternata is the source of this 2039-nucleotide messenger RNA. Its product is annotated as CoA-transferase family III. The transcript has a single exon. The record is from RefSeq and is a predicted model, not a curated record. The coding region runs from base 363 to 1793 and encodes 476 amino acids. NCBI's taxonomy places the organism in Eukaryota, Fungi, Ascomycota, Dothideomycetes, Pleosporales, Pleosporaceae. Gene Ontology annotation, molecular function: catalytic activity.